AUGGUAUUUGACAUAAACGAUAUUCUAUAUUACGUAGUUACCAUUGCCCUCAUUAUCUGGCUCUAUCGCAUCUUCUCCACCUCUCCUACUACUACAGGGGAAGUGCCGGCCAAAGAGGUCGCGGGGGUGGACGAAGCUGUUCCGGAGUCCUCUGGUCCAGUUCCUGUAGCGACUACAGGAGCUGCCGUGCAUGAGGAAUGCGCACAGGAACAGGGAACGGACAUUACCGAAAAAGAGGAAACCACCGACGAGACCCCUACAGUGGAAUCAGUGCAUCUGAAUGUGGCCGCCGAAGCCGUCGCGGAGAUUGUCGCAGCGGCAGUUCUAGUGAACGAGGUGACUAGGCGCAGCAGCAAGGAGGAGGAGAAGGAUGCGAUGGUGUCACCGACUGCCUUGCUCGGGCCGGCUGCUUCUGACACUAACGGGCCCAAUGCGAGACGGGUUGGAGGUCACAGCAAUCAGCGUCAGGCCACAGCGAAUGAGUUUGAAAUCCAGCGAAGCAUUCUUGCGGCUGCGAACUCCCGAUCUAUCAGCAGUCUCCUCCUGAUCGUCGAGAAGCACCUCGAUGAGCUCAACUCGGUGAACGUAUCCACGUUAAUACACCGUCUAGCUAGCAUCACCCAAAACCAAGAACAGAAUCAGAGAGUACUCGCCAACGACCCUAGAGUGAAAGAGGUCCUUCGCAGGGCUAUUGACUUGGCGCCGACCUCGAGCUGUCAGUCACUGUCCAACAUUUGCUGGGCGAUUGGUAAACUGCAGAUGGUCGAGGAAAAGGAUGUGGUCCGAGCCAUCGUGGAGGCGGCGAAGUCACAACUAGAAGAGCUGAUGGACUUGGUAGCCGAAAAAGUGGCGAACACUCUAUACACGUUCAAGCCGCAGGAGGUCUCUAACCUCCUCUAUGCUUAUGGCCGUCUCAACUGUUACAAUGAGAAACUGCUGCAAGAGAUAUGUGCUUGUGUAGCGACUAUGAUGCCACGUUACGAUGGUCAGGGGGUCGGCAAUGUGAUAUGUUCCCUUGCCAAGCUGAAGUACCCCUGUAUUCAGCUGAUGGAUGCGAUUGCUGCUGAUGUGGUGAUGACCCCCUACAAGUAUGGCAGAUUCCUCAUCUCGAAGGUUCUCCGUCCUCUGCACAGCCUUGGGUACACCAAUCUGUCUAUGUUGGUGACAGCAAGCAGUCACGUGCUGGACAACUCUGCGGCUGAUGUACGAAUUGAUGAUAUCAUCACUGUGAUGCAAGGAUUCGCCCAAGAGAGCGUCAAAGCUCCGACUGCCAGCUCGGAAGGAACCAUGCUGAAACCAUCACCACGGAGUCUCGCCUCGACGUUCCCAGAUUACGAAGGCGCUGGUCGACGAGUUGGUGCUCUCAUGCAAGCCACAGCGAUGAAGUUCUCGACAGUGGCCAAGCUAGAGGAGAUCUCAUUGGAGAAGAUCGUGCAACUGUUCAAUUUGAUGGCUCGUCUUGGAAUGAAGUCAAAACCAAACAAUGGUGGCUUCCUAUUGUCAGCCUGUGCCAGAAUACUGCAGAAUCUCGACACCAUGAACGAGGAGCAAAUAAAAUCCAUUCUACGGUCCUGUGCGGCUAUGGAGCUUGCUCUCACCAGCUUCGAGGAGAGGUUAUUGAACGAGAUCGUCGAUCCCGAUGACUCCUUCAUUAUGGGCGCCGCCUCGUCAACAGCGACUGGCUCGGUCUCCUGCAGUUCCCCCGAGUCCUUCGUUAACGCUCCAGCGGCUUCGGAGUCUAUGCCUGUCGAUCUCAUCUCGGCCGAUUGCGUACCCAUGUUGCCCGAAUCCGUGACUGAGUGCGGGUGGAGCCCCGAAUCAUUGGAAUACCUUUUUGAGACCGACGCUGAACAUCUCGCACACUAUUACCAUCAUCAAAGCCGCGGUGACGUUCGUUGGUAA
Perkinsus marinus ATCC 50983 is the source of this 1902-nucleotide messenger RNA. RefSeq lists its product as hypothetical. The record is from RefSeq and is a predicted model, not a curated record. NCBI's taxonomy places the organism in Eukaryota, Perkinsozoa, Perkinsida, Perkinsidae. The coding region runs from base 1 to 1902 and encodes 633 amino acids. The transcript has 13 exons. Gene Ontology annotation, molecular function: RNA binding. Gene Ontology annotation, biological process: mitochondrial RNA processing; regulation of mitochondrial mRNA stability. Gene Ontology annotation, cellular component: ribonucleoprotein granule; mitochondrial matrix.